GAUGGCGGACGUGUUGGGGACCGAGCUGUCAGAAGAGAAAGAGAGCGAAACCGAGCAAAGAAAAAGACAGAGAAGACCUUGGGAGGAUUUUAACAGGUCGGGAAAAAACAGGAUAACCCCAGAGCUGCCAGAGACGCUGGGCUUUUUCGACAUUAGUGCGGCGAAGAGGGAGCAGCAGGAAUCCUCAGCAGAUCCAUCGUUGACACGCUUCAUUUGUGCAGAACUCACCAGAGGGUACUUCCUGGAACACAAUGAAGCAAAGUACACAGAGCGCAGGGAGAGGGUAUAUACAUGCAUGCGUAUUCCCAAGGAGCUGGAGAAGCUGAUGAUCUUUGGCUUCUUCCUGUGUGCUGAUGCCUUCCUGUACAUCUUCACCCUGCUGCCCCUGAGGGUGCUGCUAGCUCUGCUUCGCCUCCUCACUCUACCAUGCUGUGGCUUCAGGGCACGCACAUGCCCCUACUGCAAAAGAAGCAGUGGGUCACGGUUGCUGCAGCCAGCACAAGUUUGUGAUAUGCUGAAGGGGCUGAUCCUGGUGCUGUGCUUCUCCAUGAUGCAUUACGUGGAUUACUCCAUGAUGUACCACCUGAUCAGAGGACAGUCUGUUAUUAAACUCUACAUCAUCUACAACAUGUUGGAGGUUGCAGAUCGUCUCUUCUCGUCCUUUGGUCAAGACAUCCUGGAUGCUCUUUACUGGACGGCCACAGAACCCAAAGAGCGGAAGAGAGAUAAUAUAGGAGUCAUUCCUCACUUUUUUAUGGCUGUCUUCUAUGUCUUCCUUCAUUCCAUCCUCAUCAUGGUGCAAGCCUCCACCCUCAAUGUCGCCUUCAACUCACAUAACAAGUCUCUGCUUACCAUCAUGAUGUCCAACAAUUUUGUGGAGAUCAAGGGAAGCGUCUUCAAGAAAUUUGAGAAGAACAAUUUAUUCCAAAUGUCUAACAGUGAUAUAAAAGAACGGUUCACUAGCUAUGUUCUCCUCCUCAUCGUCUGUCUCAGGAAUAUGGAGCAGUUCUCAUGGAACCCAGACCACCUGUGGAUGCUGUGCCCUGACGUACUUAUGGUGGUCAUGUCUGAAGUUGCAGUUGACAUCAUUAAACAUGCAUUCAUCACUAAAUUUAAUGAUAUUACAGCAGAUGUGUACAGUGAAUACAGAGCCAGCCUGGCCUUCGAUCUUGUCAGCAGCCGACAAAAGAAUGCCUACACCGACUACAGUGACUCAGUGGCCCGGAGGAUGGGCUUUAUCCCUCUGCCGUUAGCUGUUCUGCUUAUCCGAGUGGUGAUGAGUUCUUUGAAGGUGCAGGGAGCUCUGUCAUACACAUGCGUGCUCCUGUUUUAUCUUGGGAUGGUGACACUGAAAGUUUUAAACAGUAUUGUGCUGCUGGGGAAGUCUUGUGUGUACGUCAAGAGAGCCAACAUGGAGGACAAACUGUUUGAGAGGCCAUCAACCGCUCCGUCCUCCUCAGCAAAGAGCCCAAGCAAGGCUGACCUACGUAGAUGCGCCAAACCCUCAGGUGAAUCCAGCAUCGAUCCCAAUCCUGCCACACCCUUCACCUCACCAGCCUCCUCCUCAUCUGUGACCACUCAGCCAUCCCGACGGCCUGACCUGUUUCCUUCCUCAACCACCAUCGCUUCACCUGCAGCAGCAGCGAGCUCCUCUUUGAUUACAGAACCUCAGUCUGAUGUUGAGCCACCAAUAGCUUCAUCCUUAAAGGAGGAGGAACCAGACGAAGCCUCAGAAACGAACCAGAGGGCUCCCAAAAAAGACCUGCUGGAGAUUGACCGCUUCACGAUCUGUGGCAACAGAAUCGACUGAUCAGCAGCAUCACUGAUGUAGCUGAGAUGUAACCACUCAGGUAUAAUGGAGAGCGAAGGCUUCAAGCUGAAAGCAGAGUAUUUAUUGGCAAUACAUUAAGUUAUUGUUAACAGGGACUCAGCGUCAGACAAUUCUGCUGUGCUUGAUGAAGUCGAGACAUUUGACAGGAAAAGCUUCAGGUGUCUGAUAAACAGCGGGAGACAAAGUGUGAGUGUGGCAGGCGAGUUGUCAGGAUGGUCUGCCAAUGAUGUGUGCGUACCAGUGAUUUUAUGGGUGUCUGUGUGAGUGAAAGAAAGCGACAGCAUAUGUGUGAGUGUGACAGCACACAAGCACUUCCUGAUUGAGCAGCUGUGGGACCAGAAGGAGACAAAUGUCUGUGAGCAGCCAGAAAACAAACUCAAGCGGCAGAAUAUGUUAUUUUUUUAUAAGAAAACAGAUGCUGAACUUUCAUCAAUAUAUUGGCUUUGAAGACAGACUUUAAUUCUUUCAGAGAUUGAUCAAACUGGAAAGCAGGAAAAUGUUUUCUUCACAUUUCAGCCAGCAUGUUGUCUGUUUUAUUGUGAAUAAUUAAAAAAAAUAAUUACGCAAGAUUAAAGAAAAUAUAGACACCAAAGCAUCUGUGAGGAAGAAAACAUGACCUUAUGCUUUUUUUUUAAGACAUUGAAAUGCAAAAUGAAACUUUUUUGUGACAUCACAAAUGGCACAAAGAAAACAACAUAUUUUCUUUUAAAAUGCCUCGGAGCAUUUUGUUUACACCGUUGUUAGAUUAUGAUUGACAUCUUCGCCGACAUACUGACGUUUCAGUAAAGAAACCCAUCCUUACUCAACAGAUAUAGAGCAGAGGCUCAGGUCUGCACAUUAUCUUCACUUUUGGUACAUCUAUAUCAACACUCUUUAUGUAAAAAGUGAAAAUCCUUCAAUAUUGUUAAAAUUAAAAUCUCUAUAUGAAGACAGGGUAUGGUUGACUGAGGUGCCCUCACUGGAAUGUACAAAGUUUACUUUGAUUUCCUCUGGUCUCGAUUGUUUGCACUGAUGGACCAUAAGAUGUUUAUAUCCAGUUAUGUUUCACAUCAGACUCUGCUGAUGUUUACAGGAACAUCUGAGAAAGAUGGAAGUCAUAUGUCCACAACAGAAGGCCUUUCCUGCAUGUGUGCUUUAAAACCAGUGAUUUGACUGACAGAAGUUAUUGUUAACUUUUUUAUUUAAUAUACUGUAUAUUAAUAAAAUAUAAAGUAUAUUAAAAUAUUGUUUUUUUAUAAUUAAAUGUAAGGACAAUAUAAAAAAUCAGAGCUUCGUGAUAUUUCUAUGAAGGGAGUCAAACAAGGAUUUUCAUCUGACUAGAAAAGUUUGGUUUCAAACGUUCUGAAAAUACCAUAUCAAAAUGCGAGAUUUUGUAUUUUAUACUCCAAUUACUGUAAUUCUUUU
Messenger RNA from Cyprinodon variegatus (sheepshead minnow), 3235 nucleotides. RefSeq names its product transmembrane anterior posterior transformation protein 1 homolog (gene tapt1a). The record is from RefSeq and is a predicted model, not a curated record. Gene Ontology annotation, cellular component: endoplasmic reticulum membrane; ciliary basal body. The transcript is spliced from 15 exons. Gene Ontology annotation, biological process: positive regulation of cilium assembly; maintenance of protein localization in endoplasmic reticulum. NCBI's taxonomy places the organism in Eukaryota, Metazoa, Chordata, Actinopteri, Cyprinodontiformes, Cyprinodontidae. The coding region runs from base 2 to 1810 and encodes 602 amino acids.